UUCAUGUCUUAGAUUUUUUUUUCAUUUUUAAUGAUGUCAUGAUAACAUAAAACUCCAACAAGAAGGUAACAGCGGGACAGAAGCUUGGAGAUAUAAUCAUUUCUUUUGAAUGAAAAAAAAGACACCUUGGAUUUGGUUCUAAGCUCAAUUAUCUCAUGGGGAAUGGUGCGUGAGAGCUCCGAAGGAGAAUCAAUUAGCGUUCUUUCUUUCUUAAUUUAAUCAUUUCGAGGAACAUCGGGUUUGAUGGGAGCUGUGUUCUUGUUGGGGAAACCCAGAAACCGCAAUAAAUGCUAUUGUCGUUUCGAUCAAUACUCGACGACGGUACAGACAACAGAUGCAUCAGAAGAAGAAGAAACCGAUACAACAAGAGAAAGAAGACAAAGAAGAAGAAGACGAGGAAGAAGAAGAUUCAGUUGGUUAUUAUUAGGAGACACGACGGCGAUGUUGUCUCCUCCUUCUCAGAUCAUCAUUCUCUUCCUUCUCUUGUCUUCUUCUUCCGCCAUUGUCGAGACAUCGAAUCUUUCUCCGAGAAACCAAACAUUCAGACCACUCGAAGAGCUGAGGAAACUCACGAGCGUAAGACAGCAUCUCAAGAACAUCAACAAACCUUCCCUCAAGACAAUUCAUAGUCCUGAUGGCGACAUCAUAGACUGUGUUUUGGCACACAAGCAACCUGCAUUUGAUCAUCCAAGAUUAAGAGGGCAAAUGCCAAUGGAGCCGCCAGAGAGACCAAAAGGGCAUAACAGAAGAGGAUUGAGACCGAAGGAGUUCCAAUUAUGGAGAAGGAGAGGAGAGUCAUGCCCUGAAGGGACAGUUCCAAUACGGAGAACAAAAGAGGAAGACGUCCUCAGAGCCACUUCGCUUUCAAGCUUCGGGAAAAAAUUCAGAAGCUUCAGAAGAGACACCAAUAGCAAUGGCCAUGAACAUGCGGUUGGGUACGUGAGCGGGGACGAGUAUUACGGAGCAAAGGCGAGCAUUAACGUGUGGGUUCCGAAAGUCGAAAACCAAUACGAAUUCAGUCUAUCUCAAAUAUGGAUUAUUUCUGGUUCCUUUGGUAAUGAUCUCAACACCAUCGAAGCUGGCUGGCAGGUGAGUCCGGAGCUGUACGGAGACAAGUAUCCAAGAUUCUUCACCUAUUGGACAAACGAUGCGUACCAAGCGACGGGAUGUUACAAUUUACUAUGUUCGGGUUUUGUCCAAACCAAUAGUGAAAUCGCAAUUGGGGCUGCGAUCUCUCCCACGUCGUCCUACGAGGGAGGUCAAUUCGAUAUCACUCUGCUUAUUUGGAAGGAUCCGAAGCAUGGGAAUUGGUGGCUAGAAUUCGGGUCGGGUAUAUUAGUCGGGUAUUGGCCAUCGUUCUUGUUCACACACCUGAGGGAUCAUGCGAGCAUGGUGCAGUACGGGGGCGAAAUCGUAAAUUCAAGUCCGUUUGGGGACCAUACCGCAACGCAGAUGGGAAGUGGGCAUUUUGCAGAAGAAGGGUUCUCAAAAGCUUCAUAUUACAGAAAUAUCCAAAUAGUUGAUUGGGAUAACAAUUUGGUCCCUCCCACUAAUCUCAAGGUUAUUGCUGAUCAUCCCAAUUGCUACGACAUCCAAGGUGGUAUUAACAAGGUUUGGGGUAAUUACUUUUACUAUGGUGGACCCGGGAAGAAUCCCAAGUGCCCUUAAAUAUAAAAAAAACAUAUAUAUAUAUAUAUAUAUAUAUAUAUUAAAUUAUACUUAUUAUAUAUUUAUUUAUUUUUAUGUACCCGGUUAUUGUUAUUCAUAAUUAGUUUUUUUUAUUUGGUUAGGUGAUGAGUAAAUCUAUACCCCUUUCGGGUAAUUAUGUGUAAAUGUGAAAAAUUGGUACAAGUUGUAUAAAUUCCAUGACCAUAUACAUACAUGUAUUCUAGUUCCA
Molecule: messenger RNA, 1897 nt
Organism: Tarenaya hassleriana
Lineage: Eukaryota; Viridiplantae; Streptophyta; Magnoliopsida; Brassicales; Cleomaceae
Exons: 7
Coding region: 244-1668 (474 amino acids)
Source: RefSeq, a predicted model, not a curated record